CUGUAGCGUUUUUUUUUCACAGUGCUCUGCGGCCGCAGUUUAUUUGUGUCAUUUCAAGUGAAGUGGAUAUUUUUGGCAACAAAAGAAAAUAAAGGGGAAGGAGGGGUGUGAGGGGAAGACACGGUGAUGUACUUUAUUUUAUUUUAUUUUAUUUGAGGGGGUAUUUUUUUGCCUUUUGUAACAGAUAAUGAAUUCAAACGUGAGAUUGGUGGCAGCAGUAGCAAACACGACACGAGUAACAUAUGGCAUUAAAAAGCAGCACAGCUGGAGGUAGCAUUUCCAUUUGAAGUGAUGUCAGAGCAGCUGACAGUCUGGCAUUGCUAGGUUUUUUUGUGUGAUCUUGCUCCGUGUGCCGGUAUCAUUCCUCUUCAGUCUGCUUUUUUAAACUUGACAGACCAGAGUCACAAAGAUUUAGCGCACCAUUGAAGGUGUUCUUUUGGGGACUGAUCAAGAGAAGUUGUUCUGUUUAUAUUCCUUUGGCAGGUUAUGAAGACAGUAUGGAGUUUCCAGACCACAGCAGACAUUUGCUCCAGUGUCUGAGUGAGCAGAGGCAUCAAGGUUUUCUUUGUGAUUGCACUGUCUUGGUUGGAGAUGCCCAGUUUCGAGCCCAUCGUGCUGUGCUUGCUUCGUGCAGCAUGUACUUCCAUCUCUUUUACAAGGACCAGCUGGACAAAAGAGACAUUGUUCAUCUGAACAGUGACAUUGUUACAGCCCCAGCUUUCGCUCUCCUCCUUGAAUUCAUGUAUGAAGGGAAACUCCAGUUCAAAGACUUGCCUAUUGAGGACGUACUUGCAGCUGCAAGUUACCUUCACAUGUAUGACAUAGUGAAAGUCUGCAAAAAGAAGCUGAAAGAAAAAUGUACUACAGAAGCGGACAGCACUAAGAAAGAAGAAGAUGCCUCAAGCUGCUCUGAUAAAGGGGAAAUCUCCUCUGUGAGCAGUGCACACGUCGUGGGGGAACUACCAAGUGAGGAGGAUGAAACUGAGGAGGAAAAAGUGAGUGCCACGGUGUCAAGCAAAAGGGACUUAGUUAUUGAAUCUGGGAGCAUGUGGAUGAGAUUGCCCUCUGACUCAGCAGGCAUCACUCAGCCUGGUGUGGAGGUUGAGACACAUGCAGUAACAGCUGGAAAAACAGUGUCCAGUCCCUGCAGCUCAACAGGGCCUUUGUCCCAGAGGUCUGCCAGCUCCAUUAAGGAUUCAGCAGAUGUUGACUGUGUGCUGGAUUUGUCUGUCAAGUCCGGGCUGUCAGCAGGAGAAAACGCCAGCCACCCUUAUGUCUCGCCACAUGAAGACGGUGCCAGAAAUAACCUGGUACAGGUUAAAGUAGAGAAAGAAGUAUUUUCUGACGAGGAAGGCAGCAGCACUAAUGACUUUGAUAUGGAUCAAAGUAGCACGGCAAAAGACAGUGCAAGUACAAUGAACAGAGUUCAUUAUGACUCACUCCAUGUGUCUGCCAGAAGAGAAGCUUCUGUUUCGAGCGAGAUGGACCGAGAAGAUCGAGCCAGUGACGAUGAGAUGAUAACGCCCGAAAAUGAUGGAGCCCAGAUGGAAGGAAACAUGGACAGCAGUUUGCUCCCUUACUGCUCUAAUAUACUUGGCUCUGCCGGCCAAAUCUUCAUGUGUCCUCUGUGCAACAAAGUGUUUCCAAGUCCACAUAUUCUGCAGAUCCACCUGAGCACGCACUUUCGAGAGCAGGAUGGCCUCCGUAGCAAGCCUGCCACUGAUGUCAAUGUGCCCACUUGCUCGCUGUGUGGGAAGACUUUUUCAUGUAUGUACACCUUAAAACGGCACGAGCGAACUCAUUCAGGUGAAAAGCCAUACACUUGCAGUCAGUGUGGGAAGAGCUUCCAGUAUUCGCAUAAUUUGAGCCGACACGCGGUUGUUCACACCCGGGAAAAGCCACACGCGUGCAAGUGGUGUGAGCGCAGGUUCACCCAAUCGGGUGACCUGUAUAGACACAUUCGGAAAUUUCACUGUGAGCUGAUAAACACACUCUCUGUUAAAACAGAGUCUCUUAACUUGCCUGCAAUGCGAGACUGGACCAUAGAAGACAGCUCGCAAGAACUCUGGAAAUAAAAUCUAACUGUGGAACAUUCUGAAAAUCAAGUUUCUGGUAAUUUCUUCGACAGCUUUUUGGGCACUGAAUUCUCUCAACAAAAUAAUAUCUAUAAAUACUGUUGUUAACAACACCGUCUACAAAAAUGAGAUUCUGUGAUUCAUAAUGCAACAUAAGGUAAAUAAUAAUUAACUAUUAAGCUCGACACUUAUUUAAUAAAUAUUCUUAUUUUACUUUUUAAAUGCACCCUGCAGUUGUGGAGUGCACUGCAAAGGAUGCUGCUGUAUAGUACAUGAGGUUUUGUUGUUGAAAUUUUUAACAAUGAACCACUAAUUCCUUAAGGUCUUCAUUAAAACUUGUUAAUAUUUUAAUGUUGCACAAUUUCUGGAUAUUUAAAACUUUUUUUGUACAAUGCUGUAAACAUAAUUAUUAAUUUCAUUUCCGUAUGUGCGGGAAGGUGCAUUUGCAAAUUAAAUGAUUCUCUACCAUGUUUAUUCUUAACCAGAAACUUGAUGUAAUUUAGAUUCUAAAUGUAUGGGAUUUCCAGGCAAAUUAAAAUUAUGUUUAAAAUGUGAAUUAUAUUACUGUAUGUCUUACUGCAUUGAAUGGAUUUUAACAAACCUAGUGGAUUGUUUUUACGCUCUUAAUCAGGUCUUCUGAAAGUGAAUAUUGAGGCGAUAAGAAAAUGCAUGACUUUUAUUGGACGUUUUGGGGUUUUCGUUUUGCAAUUCUAUGAACUUGGCAAAGUGUGUAACUUAAGUUUUUAUUUAAUUAGUGAGACAAUUUUUUUUCCUGAAAUGCAUUUUUGCCAAGUGCAAUAGCACCGUGAAAAAUGCCACUGGUGUUGCACAGCAAUUUAAUUUUUUUUAAGUGUACUGCUAUGCAGUUUCAAUAUGUGAAACAAUUUUCCCAGUCGCAUAUAUCUAUAAUAUAUAUAUAUAUAAAAUAAUAUGUAUAUAUUACAUAUAAUGUGACCUGAAUUGGUGGUUAAUAGAAAUCAAUUGGCCAUUAGGUUUGGGGGUGGGAGGGUAGGCAAGAAGGAUUCAUGAACCCAGUUUUGAAGAGGGGGUUUAUUAUAUAAUGUGUAACCAAGCAGCUGAAGUGGCUGCUUGAUAUGUGUGUGGUUUUAAUGAACAACACAUAUGGCAAGUGUUUUGCACAGUGUUUGUUUUCCUGUCUUGCACUCGCAAUAAGGUCUCUGGGAGUAGCACGGAAACGUGGCUGUUUUCCCCCUUUUUUCGUGGGUUUUAUUUUUUUUACUUGAUUGCCUUAACUACUGUAAACAUAGCUUAUUUUUGUGCACAAAGGCAAUAUGAUUAUUAAUGGAAAACUAGAUUGUGUAUUGCUGGAUUUUUUUCGAGCGGGUCAUAUGAGUUUUUCCUUUGGCCCUUGACAUUGUUUUAAAGCUGUGAAAUGGCCUCUAAGAUUCUGUAAUUAUGCUAGUUACUUGAAGAGUUUAAAUGUCUGACAAAAGUAAGUUGAAAUGUAGAUUUAAAAAAAUGUUUAGGUAAGACAAUCAGUGUCUUUAAAAUGAACAGCUUCCUUGGUUCCCACGUUAGUUUUCUUUGUGGUAUUUGUGAGUAUGACUUACUUUUUCCUUACAGGUGAUCCUUUAAUAGUUCUAUUUUUGUUGCUUUCCUUCCUCUUCACCCCCACUCCCCACCUCCAACCCCACAAGCCUGUAAUAUUCUACCUUUUUACCUGGAUUUAGACUGACGUUAGCCUUGACAAUCAUAGUGUUUUAAUUUUCAGAACAAUGGGGGGAGUAAAUUAUAAUGCUGUUUAGUUUUGUACCUUGAUGUGCCGUUGGUGGAAUUUUUAAAUUGUGUGCUAACUGCAAUAAAUUAUGUAAACUGGAAAA
Amblyraja radiata (thorny skate) is the source of this 3916-nucleotide messenger RNA. It is a transcript of the gene zbtb18, whose product is annotated as zinc finger and BTB domain containing 18. Gene Ontology annotation, biological process: regulation of transcription by RNA polymerase II. The transcript has 2 exons. Gene Ontology annotation, molecular function: protein binding; DNA-binding transcription factor activity, RNA polymerase II-specific. Lineage: Eukaryota; Metazoa; Chordata; Chondrichthyes; Rajiformes; Rajidae. The coding region runs from base 498 to 2075 and encodes 525 amino acids. Gene Ontology annotation, cellular component: nucleus. The record is from RefSeq and is a predicted model, not a curated record.